Molecule: messenger RNA, 1798 nt
Organism: Nothobranchius furzeri (turquoise killifish)
Lineage: Eukaryota; Metazoa; Chordata; Actinopteri; Cyprinodontiformes; Nothobranchiidae
Source: RefSeq, a predicted model, not a curated record
GUAUCUUGGGGUGGAGUUGGACGCCUCCCUAAUGAGAGCACGUUUGUCGCCUGCAAGGGCGGCAGAUCUCUCCAUGGUGAUCUCCCGUGUUCAACCCCGCAAGAUCGUGAGAGCCCGGUUAGUCAUGAAACUCCUGGGCAUGAUGUCCGCAGCCCAUUCAGUGGUGCCGCUAGUUUUGCUGCGCCCGAGGCGCUUGCAACGCUGGUUCGUCCGCCUCCGGGUACACCCGAUACGUCAGAAGAGACGUAUGUUGAGGAUUCCCCCUUCAGUGGGCGGGGACCUCGCUCACUGGGGGAACCCCUGCAUCCUCUCACGCGGGGUUCCCAUCGGACGUCCUGCGUCACACAUAUCUGUGUUUACGGAUGCGUCACUGUCGGGGUGGGGGGGCACGUGCUUGUCCCAUAUGGUGGCAGAUCGCUGGCCCUCCCACACGCACGAGCACAUAAAUGUGUUGGAGCUUAUGACAGUGAGGAAUGUGAUCAGACACUUCGCCGCCCUUCUCGAGGGCCGUCAUGUCGAAGUUCACACAGACAACCGGGUAGCGGCAGCCUACAUAAAUUGCCAAGGGGGAGUUCGAUCCCUCCCACUGUUGCGUGUCGCCACAGAUUUACUGUGUUGGACACAUGUCCACCUGCUGUCCAUCAGAGCCAUCUACAUUCCGGGGGUACUGAAUGUAGCGGCAGACAUCCUGUCGAGAGGGGGACCCCGCGGCUCCGACUGGCGUCUACAUCCUGCACUGAUAUCACAGAUCUGGAUCAGGUUCGGGGAACCGUCUGUGGAUCUGUUCGCAGCUCGCGAAAACGCUCAGUGUCGCCUGUGGUUUUCCCUGAGUCCCCGGGACGGACCCCCGCUCGGGGUGGACGCCUUCUCACACCAGCCCUGGCCUCGAACGCUCCUUUAUGCGUUUCCACCAGUCCCUCUGAUUCCCCGUCUCCUGGACCGAAUUCGGUCAGAACAGCUCUCGGUGAUUCUGGUGGCUCCCAGACGCGUGUCCGCGUCAUGGUUUCCGGACCUGCAAGUGUCAUACGGGCAAAGUCUGUUUUAUUGUGGUUUUCCUUCUAGUGUGGUGUGUAUUCUUUUUUAUUUAGUUUAGUGCAUGGAAUGCUUUUAUUUUGGGGAACCCAGGAAACUGGGAGGGUGUGUGAUUUUACUUUGAUGAGCUUGGACAGAUGACAUCCGGACCGGAGCAAUUAUCUGCACCGGUGGCAGAUUAGGAGCGUCUGUUUUUUGGUGAAGACGGUGGCAGAAAGCAGAGAAUCGCCGGGUGAAAGGACACCGAUCGUCUGUGACGAGGCUUCAUGGAGAUGUGGGCAGGGUAUUCCUCUGCCCUGGCGUGUGGACCCGCGACAGAGGAGGACGACAGCGUGGCGCGGUGACGCGGCCGAGCCAGUGACUGAUCUGCAGGAGGAAGCGGCCGAUCGAGGGAAACGGCGGUGCGGCAGACGCGCGUCUUGAAGGAGGAGGCGAGCUAUCAGGGAAGAGGAAACCAGCGCGGCAGACAAGCGUCCCCAAGGAGGAGGAAUCUGCCCCGCAGCGUCCAGAUAAGGCUGCAGACUCUCCGGCCCAGUUCUGACAACCGUUUAUAGUGACUGUCCUAACCUGGUUUUUUUAAAUGAUGUUUUAAUUAGAAUUUUCAAUAAACCCCGGUGCGGUGGUUAAUGGCUGAUUCCUUUGAUCUCUGGCAGACGCUCUCAAUUUACCUGGUGUAAUCCUUGGGUGGGAUUUUGUAUUUGGUAGAUUUAUAAUAUAGCCCACCCACCCGGUAGGAAGGUGCCACACAAGCGCUAGUGUCCGGCUC